CUAAUGAGAAGGUCCCUCUCAGCUACUGGGUGGAUCUUGCUAUUGAGUACUACAAAAUGGGCAAAAUUGAAGAGUUUGUUCAAAUUUUGGAAGCCAGUCGUACAUCUGCCAGCAUCUCUUACCCUGACUAUGAACGAGACCAGAUGCGUUGCAUUGACUCCUUGGCUGCGUACUAUGUACAAUGUGCCAACAAAGAAAAGGACAAAACUGCCAAGAAGGAGCUCUUCCAAAAAGCCACACAUUUAUAUACAGCAGCUGACAAGAUCAUCAUGUAUGACCAGAACCACCUGCUGGGGCGAGCAUAUUUGUGUCUGCUGGAGGGCGACAAGCUCGAGCAAGCUGACCAGCAGUUCAACUUCGUCCUCAACCAGUCCCCCAACAACAUCCCUUCACUGCUGGGCAAAGCCUGCAUUGCUUUCAAUAAGAAGGAUUACCGCGGUGCGCUGGCGUUCUAUAAGAAAGCCCUACGCACGGCACCCAACUGCCCGGCUGCCGUACGCCUUGGUAUCGGUCAUUGCUUCGUCCGCCUUAACAACCCCACCAAGGCGCGGCUUGCCUUCGAGCGCGCCUUGGACUUGGACCCUAACUGUGUGGGGGCCUUGGUUGGCCUUGCAGUCCUUGACCUCAACAUGAAGAAACCUGAGAAUAUAAGGAAAGGCGUGCAGAAGCUGUCACUGGCGUAUAAGAUUGAUAUCACUAACCCUAUGGUGCUCAAUCAUCUAGCAAACCACUUCUUCUUCAAGCAGGAUUACACCAAAGUGGAACAGCUCGCCCUCCACGCCUUCCACAACACCGAGAACGAAGCGAUGCGCGCCGAGAGCUGCUACCAGGUCGCCAGGGCCUUCCAUGUACAGGAGGACUACUCGCAGGCAUUCCAGUACUACUACCAAGCCACGCAGUACGCGAGUCCCAACUUCGUGCUCCCUCACUACGGACUUGGUCAGAUGUACAUCAACAGAGGCGACACUGAGAACGCCGCGCAGUGCUUCGAGAAAGUCCUGAAAGCGCAGCCUGGUAACUACGAGACCAUGAAAAUUUUGGGUUCGCUCUAUGCUGCUUCCACCUCAUCUUCAAAACGUGACCUCGCACGCCAGCAUCUCAAGAAAGUGACCGAGCACUGCCCUGAGGACGUCGAGGCUUGGAUUGAGCUCGCACAGAUCUUGGAGGGCAGCGACCAGCAGGCGGCGCUGGCAGCCUACCGUACCGCCACGAACCUCAUGAAGACGCAGAUCAACAUGGACGUGCCCUCUGAGAUACUUAAUAACAUCUCCGCACUGCAUUUCAGGUUAGGCAACUUGCCAGAGUGCGAGAAGAUGCUAAAUGAAGCCGUGGAGCGCUGCAAUGCAGAGAUGGAGCAAGACCCUCAGUAUUACGGCUCCAUCUCCGUCACUAUAAAGUACAACCUGGGGCGACUCCAUGAGACCUUCUGCCGCUUCAGUGAUGCAGAGAGGAUAUAUAAAGAAAUUCUCAACGACUACACUAGCUAUGUUGACUGUUACCUACGGUUGGGAUGCAUGUCUCGUGAUAGGGGCCAGAUUUACGAUGCUUCUGACUGGUACAAAGAAGCCUUGCGUAUGAACAACGAGCAUCCGGACGCAUGGUCGCUCAUGGGCAACCUGCAUCUUGCCAAGAACGAGUUCGGUCCUGGACAGAAGAAAUUUGAACGUAUCCUGAAGAACCCAAGUACGGCCCAAGACUCUUACUCGCUAAUCGCACUAGGCAACGUGUGGCUCACUACGCUGCAUCAGCCUCAGCGAGACAAGCAGAAGGAGAUCAAACACCAGGAGCGCGCCCUCGCCAUGUACAAGCAGGUCCUCAAGACCGAUCCGAAGAAUAUCUGGGCUGCCAAUGGCAUAGGAGCUGUCUUGGCGCACAAGGGCCACAUCAACGAGGCACGCGACAUCUUCGCUCAAGUUCGUGAAGCAACAGCUGACUUCAGUGACGUUUGGAUGAACAUCGGACACAUCUACGUCGAACAAAAGCAGUACAUAAGCGCUAUACAAAUGUACGAGAACUGCCAGAAGAAGUUCUUCCGUCAUCCCAACGUGGAAGUCUUGAGCUACCUUGCUCGAGCUUACUUCAGAGCUGGCAAACUGCAGCAAGCGAUGCUUACUCUUAUUAAGGCGCGUCACGUGGCGCCCCAGGACACGGUGGUGCUGUACAACUUGGCGCUGGUGCUGCAGAGGCUCGCCACAGCCGUGCUGAGGGACGAGAAGAGCGGCCUCGCCUCCGUGCUGCGGGCCACACAGCACCUCACGCUCGCGCACAAGUACUUCCAGCACCUCUCAGUGCACGGAGAACGUCUUCGUUAUGACCUGGCAGCGGCAGGGGCGGAGGCGAGUCAGUGCCGGGACCUGCUGAGCCAGGCGCAGUAUCACGUGGCGCGCGCCCGACGCCUCGACAACGACGAGCGGCAGCUGAAGGCGCAGCAGGAGGAGCAGAUGCGGCGUCUGCAGCACAAGCUGCAGGAGGAGCGUGCCCUCAGGGAGCAGAAGAUGCAGGAGGAGGCUAUUGCUAAGGCCCGUGCACGUGAGGAGUACAAGGAGAAGAUGAAGAGCGCCGUCAAGACGAUCCUGACUGAGCCGCCUCCUCAGAAGUCCUCGCGGGGCCGCAAACGUGAACGCGACGGUGAGAUCCUUAGUGAAGGAUCCGACGACGAGCGACGUAGCGGAGGAGAGGACGGCGGUGGUGGAGGACGUAGCAGGCCCUCGAAGAAGAAGAGACCCUCAAGGAAGGAGGCCGCAGGAGGAGAGUCUAGGAAGCGUGGCAGGUCAGAAGGCCGGCACAAAGAGAAGGCAAAGAAGAAUUCCGCCAGAAACGAGGGUCUCUCCGGUAAACAAAAGAUGCGUAUCGUGUCCAAGGCGACCAUAUCUGAUACUGAUUCAGACUCCGAUGAUGACGCCAAGAGACUCAAGAUCGCCGAUGAUGGUGAUGAUAAACAUGACAACAAAAGGAGAAGGUUGAACUCUGAAUCAUCCAGGUCUAGGUCUAGGUCAAGGUCCAAGAGUCGUUCUAGGUCAGCUAGUGGGUCUAGGUCAAGAUCACGAUCUCGAUCCAAGAGUAGAUCAAGAUCAACGAGCAGAUCGCGAUCUCGUUCAAGAAACCGGUCACGAUCAAAGAGUGGAUCGAGGUCCCGAUCGCGUUCUAGAAGUGGGUCAAGAUCCAAGUCAAGAAGCGUUUCAAGAUCUCGAUCAAGAUCAAGAAGUGGUUCGCGAUCUCGUUCGAACAGUCGGGCAAGAAGUGGGUCCAGAUCCCAUUCUCGAUCGCGCAGCGGAUCUCGUCGAAGAUCUAAGUCGGGGAGCGGCAGUGGAUCUGAUUAGUGCUUCUGAUCUACCGUCUCGUCUGCUGAAUCGGGGGCUCCUGAACAGCCCAAGCUUCGAGAUUUCCAAGCUUAUUUUAUUGUUCACUGAAAAUUUAAUUUAUUAGACAAUCAUCAUCGAUAUUCUGAUUUUUUUUUUUCAAUCUGAAUUUGUCAUUUUACGUCUUUUAUGUCUUAAAAGAUGAAGGCUCCUUUUUCGUAAGUGGCUCUUAAAUACUUGAGUUGCCGGUAGUGGUUACUGGGGGGAAAAAAGGUUCAAUGGAAAUUUCUUUCCUACAUUAGCGAGCAAAUUACUCCUUUCAUUACGAAUACUGUUCUUUAAUCUGUAGUGAGCGCCACAAACUGCUACCACCAUUCACGAUUAUUGUUUUUAAUCUGGUUUAGAAGUCCUAAUUACGAUGGGUUUUCGUCCAUCGAGCUUGCAUUUGCGCUCAAUUCGAGUGAAAUUCCUUGGUCGUCUGUUCUUAUUACGUAUUUUUUUUUUCAUCCUGAUUUAGUGAGUGAUAGGAAAUUUUUGCUGAUGUUAAUAGAACUUUUUAAUUUUUGCUGAUGUUGAUUUUGAUUUAUUUUCUAGUUCUGUCUAAUGGUUUCUAGUUCUAAUCAUUGAUCAAAAACCAGAAAUCUAUUUUGCAGAUAAUCGAACAUUUUUUUCGUCCAGUUAGACCGAUACGUGGACAAGUGUUUUUAUGUGUGUCCGCUGGUUAUUCUCUUUAAAAAUCGGUAACUCGUGCAGCUUGCGUUCAAAAUCCAUUACCCCGCAACUGACAAUUUUGACAUCCAUUUCAGUUUAGCAAGUUUGACAUCCAUUUCAGUUUAGCAAGUUUGACAUCCAUUUCAGUUUCGCAAUUUUUACACCCAUUUCGCUUCCGCUAGUUUGUAGCUUCUUAAUGGAGGAAUUAAAGCCAAAUACUGUCUUGCUGUUGUCUUAUAAUUUCUGUUCCAUUAUUUUGCCCCGUAAUGCGAAACUAUAUGUGUAUUAUACCGCUAAUGUAAGUCUUGAAUACGAUCGUCUCAAGUGUCCUGUUCUAAACCUCGGUCCCGUAAGCAUUAGAUAGCAAUAGGAGCAUCAGUAGAUCAUUGACGUGUUCAGUAACAUAAGUACACGUUACAAAA
This is a messenger RNA of Hyalella azteca, 4432 nucleotides long. It is a transcript of the gene Ctr9, whose product is annotated as RNA polymerase-associated protein CTR9 homolog. The record is from RefSeq and is a predicted model, not a curated record. Gene Ontology annotation, cellular component: Cdc73/Paf1 complex. The transcript is spliced from 17 exons. Gene Ontology annotation, biological process: regulation of DNA-templated transcription. NCBI's taxonomy places the organism in Eukaryota, Metazoa, Arthropoda, Malacostraca, Amphipoda, Hyalellidae. Bases 57 to 3320 code for a protein of 1087 amino acids. Gene Ontology annotation, molecular function: RNA polymerase II complex binding.